This is a messenger RNA of Ostrea edulis (European flat oyster), 1434 nucleotides long. RefSeq names its product neuroglian-like. The transcript is spliced from 10 exons. Bases 37 to 999 code for a protein of 320 amino acids. Lineage: Eukaryota; Metazoa; Mollusca; Bivalvia; Ostreida; Ostreidae. The record is from RefSeq and is a predicted model, not a curated record.
GAUGCAUGAUCGAGGCGAUGAAAGAAUCAAUCCGACAUGUCAGUCUUGAAGAACAUUGUAGUCCUUUUAUGCAUUCCCGUCUGUAUAACAUUUCUAGUACAAUCUAACAGACCUCCCUCCAUCAACACACAACCUGAUUCCAUCGUGUAUUAUAAAAGUGGUGAAGCUGUACAGCUGCCAUGUAAGGCUGGAGGAUUCCCAACUCCAACAUUCAGUUGGAAGAGGAACGGUAUAGAUUUUAAUCCCAGCGGAAAUGACGACAGAUUUACCCAGCUUCCUGGUGAAGGUACUCUUGUGAUAAACGUUCCACAGGACAAGGACGAGGGUCUAUUCCAGUGCAUAGCUACAAAUAGCUUUGGGGUAUCGGUUUCAACACUGGUCCAAUUGAGGAUGGGAAAAUUGAACGACUUUCCGAUAGGGCCAAGCAUUACCCACAGGACUCAUCUGGGAGAAUCUCUUGUCUUAAAUUGUAUUCCUCCAGUCAGCGUUCCUAUGGCUGAUAUAAUAUGGGUCCUCAGAACACCUGAAGGUCACAUUGAAUCAAUCAACUUAAACAACAGAAUCUCAAUGGAUUUUGAUGGUCGUUUACACAUCGCCAGCGUUCAGACUCAGGACUACCAAGACGGAAAAGCCUAUGUGUGUAUGGCCAACAAUUAUUUCAUGAGGCAGAAUGUAUAUGAUAAAAACCAGUACAUCAAUCCUAUGGGAAGUACACCAUUUAAUAGACCUCCACAGUACUCCUGGGCGUCGCCUUCAGAUAUGAUUGGUCUCAAGGGACAAGAAUUGAAACUCAAAUGCAUUUUCAGUGGAAACCCUACGCCGGACGUAAUUUGGUUGAAAGACACGGUUGACCUUUCCCACCACUACAAAGUGUCGCUUGGUGGACAGGAACUCACGAUACCUAGUCUGACGGAGCACGAUGCCGGCACGUACGAGUGUAUUGGUAGAAGUACCAAUAUGCCGACCGCCUCAAGAAGCUUAAACCUUCGCGUCCAAUAAUCAACAAUGCCAAUAAUACACACUGAUCGUUUUUUAAAACCCAGUGCCAACAAUCUAACGUUUGUGAACUUGAGUGCCAAUGAUAACAUGGUCAUUCAGUGCAACGCCUCCAAUGUUCACGGUUAUGUGUUCGCCGAUGUCUAUCUGUACAUCACAGGUUAAUGGCAACGUAUUGUAGUUACCUGGAACGAAUACAGAAAAUAUGUUACCAAGGCAAACAAAAGAAGGGAAAACAACAAUACCAGUAAUGAAAGAAAGAUAUGAACAUGAAUCUACAAUGACGAAAUAUGAUUAAGCUGUUUGUACUUUUACCAAGCAAUGAUUUACUCUUAUCAAUUAAAUCAGAAUACCAAAAUUCACUGUUUUUGUUGGGUACUUAUAAAAUCAUACUUUUGAGUAGACACUUAUACGGAAUAGGCAAUAUUUGUAUAUCUA